Molecule: messenger RNA, 501 nt
Organism: Aspergillus piperis CBS 112811
Lineage: Eukaryota; Fungi; Ascomycota; Eurotiomycetes; Eurotiales; Aspergillaceae
Product: 40S ribosomal protein uS8
Exons: 2
Coding region: 1-393 (130 amino acids)
Biological process (GO): translation
Cellular component (GO): cytosolic small ribosomal subunit; ribosome
Molecular function (GO): structural constituent of ribosome
Source: RefSeq, a predicted model, not a curated record
AUGGUCAAGACUUCCGUCCUCAACGAUGCGCUUAACGCCAUCAACAACGCCGAGAAGAGCGGUCGCCGUCAGGUCCUGAUCCGCCCUUCCUCCAAGGUCAUCAUCAAGUUCCUUUCCGUCAUGCAGAAGCACGGCUACAUUGGCGAGUUCGAGGAGGUUGACGACCACCGCUCCGGCAAGAUCGUCAUCCAGCUCAACGGCCGUCUGAACAAGUGCGGUGUCAUCAACCCCCGUUACCCCGUUCAGCUCCGUGACCUCGAGAAGUGGGCCACUCAGCUCCUCCCCUCCCGUCAGUUCGGUUACGUCGUCCUGACCACCUCCGCUGGUAUCAUGGACCACGAGGAGGCUCGCCGCAAGCACGUUGCCGGCAAGCUUCUCGGUUUCUUCUACUAAAAAGUUUACCCUGGAAGAUUUUUUUUUGAUGGCGAGGAUCUAGUUUGUGGUGCGAGGGAUGAACUCUCGUGGCUUGGCGGAGUUGGAUCGAUACCCGGCAGAGAUGUC